UUUCCCACCGAUGUGACACCUUAAACAUCAGCAGAAACUUAGGACAAAACAGAGAGUUUGGACUUUGUUCGUUGGAAUUGUGUUGUCGGACAGACAGAUUGAACAACAAAACACUCUCUUUUUGAUAUUUUCUUUUAGUUAAUUGCACGAACAGAUAUUAAUUUCAGUUGAUUGGCCAUUUAAAGUUUGAUUUUCUGUCUGUUUUCAUUUGCUUUUAAUUUAUUGUGCAUCAAAUCUUCAUUUCGAAAAUGAUUAACACUGGAAAACUAGCUGGUCGUACCAUAUUCAUUACCGGGGCAUCUCGGGGGAUUGGAAAGGCUAUUGCAUUGAAAGCGGCAAGAGAUGGAGCUAAUAUUAUUGUAGCUGCUAAAACAGCUGAACCUCAUCCCAAAUUACCGGGUACCAUUUAUACUGCGGCUAAGGAAAUUGAAGAGGCCGGCGGAAAAGCCUUACCUUGUAUCGUAGAUGUAAGAGAUGAAAAUCAAGUUCGUAGUGCAAUUAAAAGUGCCGUAGAUAAGUUCGGAGGCAUCGACAUUUUAGUCAACAAUGCCAGUGCAAUUUCAUUAACGCCAACCCUACAAACGGAUAUGAAACGUUACGAUUUGAUGCACACUAUUAACACCAGGGGAACAUUUUUGGUAUCCAAAGAAUGUCUUCCGUACCUGCAGAAGAGCAACCAUGCUCACAUAUUGAAUUUGUCACCACCGUUGAACCUAGCACCACAUUGGUUCUCUCAGCAUGUGGCGUACACAAUGGCCAAAUAUGGAAUGUCGAUGUGCGUAUUGGGAAUGGCUGAGGAAUUCAAAACGAAAGGAGUUUGCGUGAAUGCUUUGUGGCCGAAAACUGCCAUUCAUACAGCUGCUAUCGAAAUGUUAACCGGACCGGAUAGCAAUCAAUUCUCCCGGAAGCCGGAAAUAAUGGCCGACGCGGCGUAUGAGAUUUUAUCAAAGGAUCCACGCUCCACGAAGACGGGACAAUUUUAUAUCGACGAAGAGGUUCUUCGUUCUGCUGGCAUUAGCGAUAUGAAUCAGUACGCAUGUGUUCCGGAAAAUGCACACAAUUUGAUGCCAGACUUUUUCCUCGACACUCCACCGGAAGAAAUUGGAAAAUUCGCUCCAGCUGCGGCCGCAGGUUCAUCGGCUGCUGGAGGAGGUGGGCAAAUCGACACACUCUUUGCGAAAAUCGAACAGCAGUUGAAUGAGGAUUUGGUGAAGCGUGUCAAUGCUGUGUACGCGUUCAAUGUUAAAGGCGAUGAGUCCGGUUUGUGGUAUUUGGAUUUGAAAAAUGGCAGUGGCAAGUGUGGUAAAGGAGACAGUCCGACACCGGCCGAUGCUACGUUGACGAUGGACUCAAAGAAUUUCUUCGCAAUGUUUUCUGGUAAAUUGAAUGCCGCCACUGCCUUUAUGAGUGGAAAAUUGAAAAUAUCUGGUGACUUACAGAAGGCCAUGAAGUUGGAGAAGCUGAUGGGUAGCUUGAAAUCGAAAUUAUAAAUGAAAAAAAUACUUCUGAUAAUUGUGUGGGUAACCGGGUGUUUUGGUUGUGGAUUCCGCGUUUGUUGUUCUAUGAGAACUGUGAAAUUUUUGUACUGAAACUUUCGUUAAAAAUUGAAAAAAAAAUAAAAGAAAUGC
Molecule: messenger RNA, 1628 nt
Organism: Bradysia coprophila
Lineage: Eukaryota; Metazoa; Arthropoda; Insecta; Diptera; Sciaridae
Gene: Hsdl2
Product: Hydroxysteroid dehydrogenase like 2
Cellular component (GO): mitochondrion
Source: RefSeq, a predicted model, not a curated record